CUUCCUCCCUUGGUGAGUCUGCUCUGUUGUCUUCUGGUCGCAUGGCUGCGCAUCCUCCGGCCAGACUUGGAGAUGUGAAACCCGACGAUGCUGGGGCAGGUUGCCAAUCUGUCUUUUGACCUUAUUCUAACCGUCGGAGAAGCUAGGUCGACACCAUGUUUGCCCGGUCCUUUGCCUUCCGGGCAUUUUCUCAGCAGUGCCCUCGAGGCACACUCUCGUCCGCUCUCGAGUCUUCCAGCCCAGCAUGGAGGUACUUCUCUUCCAGUGCCUCGCGAACAAAGGCCGCCAGCAAAGCCAAACAGGCCAAACCCAGGGUGGCUGAGCCCGAAGAUACCUUGAAGUUCGCCGGACGACGCCCCGAGGGAUUCGGAAAGCUAGAGCGCAAGGUUGCAAAGGAGGGAGAGAUCGUAUUGUUUCGGGCGCCAUCGCAGCGCGGCUACGUAUUGGGUGCAUACGGUAUCGCCGCUUUCUGCUUUGCCUACUCCGUGUACAACUCCAACGCGGUCUUCCGCGACCCGGUGGUGCCUCUCCCCAUGUGGCAGCAGGGCUUGUUUGGUGGUAUUUGCGUGACAAUGAGCGUGAUGGGCACAGUAUUCCUCUUCAAAACUACCCGCUUGAUCAAGACUGUCAAGGCCCUCCCUAUCAAUGGCCACACUCAUCUUCGCUUCACGGUGCGAAGCAUGAUCCCUUUCCGCAAGCCCUACGAGUUCGAUGUCUUGCCACGCCAAAUAGCCUUCUCUCGCCGCUUGGUGGUCUCCCCGGAUUCGCUACCAGAGUCGCUUGUUGAUUCGGCACCGGUCUCUCCUGGUAACGCAGGACCCCGAGCUAUGACUUAUGCCGGGGAAGAGAAGGUGAGCUUCUUCAGACAUCCUUUGAAGAAGACGAGCAUGGGUCUCUGGAAACUUUUCCGGUCUAUCCGACAAAUCUUUAGCCAGGAAGACUUCAUCCUUAUGGAAGUUGAGGGCCAGAAGGGCGUUUUGCGCAUGGAUUCCGGCGGCUUCGUCUCGCGGGACUUUUUGCUGGUUGGCAACCCUGUGAGUUUUCGGCGCUGAUGUGAGCUUGAGGGCGGGCCAUCAGGUCUCGCUAUGAUAUCCUUCUUUUGAUGUCUAAUUACUCUACUUUUUGCCAUUUCCCUUACCAUUAGCCUGCGAUGCGGCAUGUUAGCACGGUGUCUGACUGCAGUGCAUCGCCUCAUGCUCAACCACCAUGUACAUUUGGAAUCAAAUACGAAAACCUAACAAUC
Molecule: messenger RNA, 1243 nt
Organism: Aspergillus sclerotioniger CBS 115572
Lineage: Eukaryota; Fungi; Ascomycota; Eurotiomycetes; Eurotiales; Aspergillaceae
Exons: 1
Coding region: 156-1052 (298 amino acids)
Source: RefSeq, a predicted model, not a curated record